Adineta steineri is the source of this 840-nucleotide messenger RNA. NCBI's taxonomy places the organism in Eukaryota, Metazoa, Rotifera, Eurotatoria, Adinetida, Adinetidae. The record is from the annotation of a GenBank genome assembly.
AUGAAACAUCAUCAAAUAAUCUUAUAUAUUUUUAUUAUUUACUUUUUUCAUGUAUCAACUUCACGAGAAUCUGAAAAUUUAUUCAAUCAUUCUAAAAGAUUAACUCAUGCUAUUAUAAAUGGUGAAGUACGUAGUAAUGGUACAUUAUUAAAUAUCGAUAGAAAUUCUCAUAUCAUUAUUGAACUUCGUCUAACACGUGAUGAUCGUCCACGAUCAAUUGCUAGAACUAAAAUAAAACUUGAUAGUAACAGAACAAAAGAUCCAUUUAGUUUACUAUUUAAAUUAAAAUAUCCAUUAUCAAAAAUGAAUCCACAUAAUACAUAUAUACUUACCGCUAGAAUUCGAAAUAGUCAGAAUAAAUUAAUAUAUGUUGGUGAUCUUCCCGUACCAGUUACUGAACGAAAAGAAAAACAAGCAAAACAUUUAAUUAUCAACGUCGUUGAAACACCGUCAUGGUUUAGUAAUAUUGAUAAACUUAGUUUAUUAGCUUACAAAGUCACUCAAUUGGCAGGUACUGAAGAGGCAUUUACAAGUGAUUUUUAUACAAAUAAAAAAUCCGGUAUUUAUACAUGUGUUGUAUGCAAUUCAACUUUAUUCAGUUCAAAACAUAAAUAUAAUAGCGGCACAGGUUGGCCAUCUUUUUAUCAACCAGCUAUUGAAAAAAAUGUUGCAGCAGAUGUUGAUCGAAAAUACGGAUUGACUCGAACCGAAGUUCAUUGUGCAAAUUGUAAAGCACAUUUGGGUCAUGUAUUUGACGAUGGUCCUCAACCUACUUAUCUACGUUAUUGUAUCAAUGGAGUGGCUUUACAAUUUUAUUCGGAUGAAUACGAUAGGAAAUAA